Messenger RNA from Puntigrus tetrazona (Sumatra barb), 2039 nucleotides. It is a transcript of the gene lman2, whose product is annotated as lectin, mannose-binding 2. Gene Ontology annotation, biological process: endoplasmic reticulum organization; endoplasmic reticulum to Golgi vesicle-mediated transport; Golgi organization. Lineage: Eukaryota; Metazoa; Chordata; Actinopteri; Cypriniformes; Cyprinidae. Bases 214 to 1275 code for a protein of 353 amino acids. The record is from RefSeq and is a predicted model, not a curated record. Gene Ontology annotation, molecular function: D-mannose binding. Gene Ontology annotation, cellular component: COPII-coated ER to Golgi transport vesicle; Golgi membrane; endoplasmic reticulum membrane. The transcript has 8 exons.
AACCAGGCAGCAACUAAAGGUUACUGAUUUGCGCUAGCCACGCUCAAAUGCUUUUCUAUUCUUUGUAGUAAAACCAUAUUUAAACCAUAUUUAAACGUGCUGCCUGUGAAGAGCGACAGUGCCGUCCGCGCAGGCGGCUCGCGAGGUUUUGACACGCAGCCCGGGUCUCCUCGCGCAGGAAGUGAAGGCGUUGGAGGAAGGAAGACGUUAAAAAUGGCACGAGAGAGAAGCCCAGCGUCGUGGCUUCGCCCUCAAACGGGUGUAGCUCGCAGGAUGCCGGCGUGUCGCAGAAUACUCUUACUUUUAUGGCUGCUCCACUUUUCUUCCGUAUAUUCCGAUAUAACGGACGGGAACACGGAGCACUUAAAGCGGGAGCACUCGCUCAUUAAGCCAUAUCAGGGUGUUGGAACAAGCCCGUCAAGUCAGUGGGACUUCUGGGGAAGUACUUUAGUAACCAGCCAGUAUGUGCGCCUGACUCCGGAUGAGAGGAGCAAACAGGGGUCCAUCUGGAAUACGGUGCCCUGCUAUUUGAAGGAUUGGGAGAUGCACGUGCAGUUUAAAAUUCAUGGAUCAGGAAAGAAGAAUCUCCAUGGAGACGGUUUUGCCAUUUGGUACACAAAAGAGAGGCUGCAUCCUGGCACCGUGUUUGGCAGUAGUGCCAAUUUCCUCGGGUUGGCCAUUUUUAUAGACACAUACCCUAACGAUGAGGCUCCGGAUCGCUCUUUUCCCUAUAUUUCUGCGAUGGUGAAUAACGGCUCCCUGCCGUACGACCACGGGAAAGAUGGCCGAUCUACCGAACUGGGAGGCUGCUCUGUGGAAGUCAGAAACAAAGAUCAUGACACGUACCUGGCCAUUAGAUACUCCAAAGGCAGACUCACGAUCAUGGUAGAUGUAGAUGACAGGAACGAUUGGAAAGAAUGCAUCGAUAUCGGAGGUGUCCGCCUCCCCACAGGAUACUAUUUUGGGUCUUCUGCAGCUACAGGAGACCUUUCUGAUAACCAUGACAUCGUCUCUAUGAAGAUGUACCAGCUGAUGGUGGAGCACACUCCUGAGGAGGACAGCCAGGACUGGACGAAGAUCGAGCCUAGUGUCAGUCUCCUCAAGUCACCCAAAGACAAUAUCGACGAUCCGACGGGAAAUUUCCGAGGCACGCCCCUCACUGGCUGGAAGGUCUUCCUGCUGCUGCUGUGCGCUCUGCUGGGAAUCGUGGUUUGCGCCGUUGUCGGUGCCGUAGUCUUUCAGAAGCGUCAAGAGAGGAACAAGAGGUUCUACUAAACGGCAGGAUUUCAAAGAACUCUGGAGAUCGUAGGCGGAGGAAAAAACAAACAAUGUGAAUUUUGAAACGGCUGUAUACUUGUGGAUAUUAUUGAAGCGCUCGACCGGAAGGAGUCUAAAGUGGGAUUUGUGGAUUCAAAGAAACCUUUCUUCAUGUUUGUCUUCUGAUUUGGGUCUGCCGAAGUAAAUUACACCUUUUCAAUGCGGUCUACAGUAGUACCCUUUAUAUACUUCUUUUAGUUUAUUCUCUAAAUCCAUGCUUUAUUUUCUUACUGUUUUAACCCUUUAAUGUUUCUUUCACAUCUGCACCUUUCUUUGCUCUGCUCUGCUCUGCUCUGGAGUGCUUUUUUUUUUUUUUUUUUUGUUUUGUUUUUAUUAACCUGUGUGAUUUACUUAAGAGGAUUUUAAUGGACUGCACAAUAAAUCAGACUGAUGAAAGCGUACAUCAAUGUAAAUAUUUUAAGUUGCUGCCCUGGUCCCCUUUGUUCUGUGGCACGAUGAUCAAGCCUGGUUUUUAAUCAUAGGAGUUUUUAAAAUUAAACCAAAAACACAUUUUCAGUUGUUUUAUUACUGCAGGGUAACAAGAGUUCGGCCUUAUGCGAGUUAUGUUUCUGUUCAUUUAGAUGCUUUUUGCGCCUCUAUGAGAAGUUAUUGCACUGAUUUACAGUUGUUUCUGGAAAGAAGUUCACAUUUAAACGGGCAGUGACUGUAAAAUGAUGCUCUUGGAGAGAAAAUAAAGCAGUUACAACAGUUAACUACUCAAA